Rattus rattus (black rat) is the source of this 1457-nucleotide messenger RNA. RefSeq names its product complement C1q and tumor necrosis factor-related protein 9. Bases 174 to 1271 code for a protein of 365 amino acids. NCBI's taxonomy places the organism in Eukaryota, Metazoa, Chordata, Mammalia, Rodentia, Muridae. Gene Ontology annotation, molecular function: protein binding. The transcript is spliced from 3 exons. The record is from RefSeq and is a predicted model, not a curated record.
UGUGGCAAGCUCCUUCUAGUCCAGCUUGGUCAGCGACCUGGUCUCUGGUUUUUUCCUGCCCUGCCUGUCUGACACAGUGCGAUCUGGUUCAGGCCUUUGUCGUGGCAGAGAGAGGAGGCCAUGUCACUCCUCAACACCUCUGCCCAGAGACCAAGGCCUGUCCCACUGCAGAAAUGAGAGGCCGUGUUCAUGCCCAGCAACUACACCUGCACCCAGCGGCCAUGCACCUUCCAGUUUCUGUUUCCCUCUUUCAGUCCAGACCGUGUCAUCUGACCAUGAGGAUUUGGUGGCUUCUACUGGUUAUGGACGCAGGGAGCGUAUUCUCCCAGGACACCUGCCGGCAAGGGCACUCUGGCAUCCCUGGGAAUCCAGGUCACAAUGGCCUACCAGGAAGAGACGGACGAGACGGUGCCAAGGGUGACAAAGGAGACACAGGAGAACCAGGACAUCCCGGUGGGCCGGGGAAGGAUGGAAUUCGUGGAGAGAAAGGAGAACCAGGAGCAGAUGGAAGAGUUGAAGCAAAAGGCAUCAAAGGUGAUCCAGGCUCCAGAGGAUCUCCAGGGAAACAUGGCCCAAAGGGAUCCAUUGGUCCUACAGGAGAGCAAGGGCUGCCGGGAGAGACUGGCCCUCAGGGGCAGAAGGGGGAUAAAGGCGAGGUGGGCCCCACUGGACCGGAAGGACUAAUGGGCAGUACUGGGCCUUUGGGUCCCAAGGGCUUACCUGGCCCAGUGGGCCCUAUUGGCAAACCAGGUCCCAGGGGAGAAGCUGGACCCAUGGGCCCCCAGGGGGAGCCAGGAGUCAGGGGAAUGAGAGGCUGGAAAGGCGAUCGAGGAGAGAAGGGCAAAGUUGGUGAGGCUCCCAUGGUGCCCAAGAGUGCUUUCACUGUGGGGCUCACGGUGAUCAGUAAGUUCCCUCCCCCUGAUGCACCCAUUAAAUUCGAUAAGAUCCUAUACAAUGAACUGAACCAUUACAAUGUAGCGACGGGAAAAUUCACCUGCCACGUGGCGGGCGUCUAUUACUUUACCUACCACAUCACCGUGUUCUCCAGGAACGUGCAGGUAUCUUUGGUCAAAAAUGGGGUAAAAGUCCUGCACACCAAGGACGGUUACAUGAGCUCUGAGGACCAGGCGUCUGGUGGCAUCGUGCUGGAACUGAAGCUCGGGGACGAAGUGUGGAUGCAGGUGACAGGCGGAGAGAGGUUCACUGGCUUAUUUGCGGAUGAGGAUGACGAUACCACGUUCACCGGCUUCCUUCUGUUCAUCAGCUCUUGACACAAAGGACUCUGCACGUGGGCCUCAUGGAGGGCUCUGCAUGGGUGCCCACAGAACCAGCUUAGUGAGGAUAGGAUGCGACUACAUCCAUUCCUCCAGUUAUUGCAUCGAUCCUAAAGUGUACAUGACAAGUUAAUCCCGCAGAUUCCGUCAUUUGAACCCAUGAAUAAUAAACUAAGACUCACC